Molecule: messenger RNA, 1801 nt
Organism: Prosopis cineraria
Lineage: Eukaryota; Viridiplantae; Streptophyta; Magnoliopsida; Fabales; Fabaceae
Exons: 10
Coding region: 264-1604 (446 amino acids)
Molecular function (GO): protein binding
Source: RefSeq, a predicted model, not a curated record
CUCUCAUGUCUACAUUCUAGAUUUCCUGUGUAACUCGUUUUUUAAGGGAAAAAAGUGUUGAACAUCAUGUAAAUUCUCAUACAUAUGCCUUCAAACUGCGAAGCUCGGUGAAUUGCAGACGCAGAUCAGGUCAUUAUUACCAAGACCUAACUGGCGAAGCAGCGCUGCUCUGUCUUCGCUUAUUGAUCAAUUUCCUUCUCCAACAAACGAUCAAUUGGAUUCAAUUUUACGAAGAAAAGAGGGUUUUAAUAGGAUAAGGAAACAUGGCUCAGAAUGAUGGGAAUGAAAUGGACUAUGUCGCAGAUGAUAAUGAGAUGGCCGAAGUAGAAAAUGAUUCAUAUAUCCGCGGAAGAGUAUAUGGUGGUUCAGAUUCAGAAGAUGAGGAUGAUGAUCAAUAUGACCCUUUGGAAAACAAUAUAUCAGAUACCACCGCUACAGAAGCCAGGGGGGGAAAAGAUAUCCAAGGUAUACCUUGGGAGAGACUGAGCAUUACUCGUGAUAAGUACAGACAGACAAGACUAGAGCAGUAUAAGAAUUAUGAAAAUAUACCGCAAUCAGGGGAAAUGUCUGAGAAGGAAUGCAAACCUACAGAUAAAGGGGGAAAGUAUUAUGAUUUCUGGCAAAACACUCGAUCUGUGAAAUCAACAAUACUUCAUUUUCAAUUGAGGAACUUGAUUUGGUCAACUUCAAAGCAUGAUGUGUAUCUUGUUUCACAUUACUCUAUUAUUCACUGGUCUUCACUAAGUUGUAAGGGAUCUGAAGUUUUGAAUGUAUCAGGGCACGUAGCUCCAUGUGAGAAACAUCCUGGAAGCCUUUUGGAAGGAUUUACCCAGACGCAAAUUAGUACAUUGGCUGUACGAGAUAAGUUGAUGAUAGCCGGAGGUUUUCAGGGAGAACUAAUUUGCAAGUACUUAGAUCGACCUGGGAUUAGCUUCUGUACCAGAACUACUUAUGAUGAUAAUGCAAUAACAAAUGCAGUGGAGAUUUAUGAGGAUCGAAGUGGAGCCAUUCAUUUCAUGGCUUCAAAUAAUGACUCUGGAGUUAGAGACUUUGAUAUGGAGAGAUUUCAGCUUUCCAAGCACUUCUGUUUCUCUUGGCCAGUAAAUCAUACUUCAUUGAGUCCUGAUGGUAAACUACUCGUAGUUGUCGGAGACAACCCAGAUGGGUUAGUUGUGGAUUCUCAAACAGGGAAGACUGUCACGUCAUUAUGCGGACACUUGGAUUACUCGUUUGCAUCAGCAUGGCAUCCUCAAGGUUAUAUUUUUGCUACUGGGAACCAAGACAAGACGUGUCGUGUUUGGGACGUCCGGAACAUGUCAAAGUCUGUAGCCGUGCUGAAGGGUAACCUUGGAGCCAUUCGAUCAAUACGAUUCACAUCUGACGGACAGUUCAUGGCGACGGCCGAGCCAGCCGACUUUGUGCACAUCUAUGAUGCAAAGCAAGGGUUUGAGAAGGAGCAGGAGAUUGAUUUUUUUGGCGAGAUCUCUGGUGUAUCGUUCAGCCCUGAUACAGAAUCGCUUUAUAUUGGUGUUUGGGAUCGCACAUACGGUAGCCUUCUUCAGUACAACCGACGAAGAAAUUAUAUGUACCUUGACGCCUUGUAAAUUUGUCAUCAUGUAUGUUGUAACUGUAAGUACCCUGAUAAUACUCCGGCUUAUAUCCAAAAGUUCAGGAAUUUAAUUGUUGAAAAUGAUUUGGUGGUUUGGCCCAUCUCAUCAUACAAUUUUAGGAAGGAAUGGCCCGAAGAUGUUUUAUGGUUGUACUUGUCAUGUCAAAUAAUAUUGACUGCUAGUCUUUUACA